AAAUGGAUAGAUCCGCACUGACCUGUCUUAUAUAAACAGUUUUAAUGCUUUCAAUUCAUUCAGUCUGUCCAAUGAGACUGAAUCAUAUGUCUUGGAGUCUAUGACACACUCAAUUUACUCUCAGUUAGAUUCAGUGGAAUCGCUAAUCAACGAGGUUCCAUAUAUGUUUUAUCUCGGUCUAUUUUUUGUCAAUGUCUUAAUUCUCUACUAUGCCUUUUUAAUGGAAUACAUAGUCCUUAAUGUAGGGAUAGUAUUUUUGCCAGAGGAUAUGGACCAGGCACUGGUGGAUUUGGGGGUUCUCUCUGACCCAGCCUCUAUUCCCUAUGACACAGACACUGAGUUGGAUGUUUUUGAGGGAUAUCUGGAAUAAACUAUUAUGACUGGCUAUCCCAAACGACGCUUUUGUGGGGAAGAUGUCAUUUGGCCGAUUCAUUUGGUGUCUGGAGAGCCAUUGUCAAAGGGAACUGCAUAUCAUCUCUGCAGACAUAAAAAAUAUGUUGCAGUGGGCAAAUUAUGAAAAAAUGACUUUCAUGAAUGAGCUGUCCAGGUUCAGGGGACUGACCUGCAAGCAAGCCACCGUGCCACAUGGAAUGUUUACCUGGAACAGAUAAGCCGAACACACUAUGUGGUUUUCCAUGAAGCCGCCAGUCAGUGUCUCCUCAGAGAUCAAAUUCGGGCACUAACCACUACUGUGGAUAUAAAUGUCACAUUAGCCUAUUUAUUUUUAGUUCGGCAUUCAGCACUCAAGCAGGAUUCUGUGUCAGCCCGGCAAGGGCUUGUUAUUACCUGCAGACAACUCGCUUAUUUAUACAUGGUCUGCCUCAGCAUGGUUUCAUUCCCUUUAAUAAUAUUCAAACGAGCAAUACAUUAUGAGACAAACAGGGUGUUCUUGGGUUUUUUUCUAAAAGACUCUUUGGAACUGCUUAUUUGUGACAGCCUGAAAAAAAUGAUAUAUUUGAGUUUCAGUUAUCCACUCUCUCUCUAUAUAUAUAUUUAAUAAAUGAUUAAUUGCACUUUUUGUGUUGCCAUGGUGUCACAUUUGACUUUCAAAUAUCUGUUUCCACAUUACAAAAACAUACUGUUAACAGUGGACUUCCCUGAAAUUGCCUAUCCUAAAUUUAAAACUCAAUUUAAUAUUAAUUAAAUUUUAGUGUA
This is a messenger RNA of Pimephales promelas (fathead minnow), 1155 nucleotides long. RefSeq names its product Dexi homolog (mouse) (gene dexi). The record is from RefSeq and is a predicted model, not a curated record. Lineage: Eukaryota; Metazoa; Chordata; Actinopteri; Cypriniformes; Leuciscidae.